Rhizophagus irregularis DAOM 181602=DAOM 197198 is the source of this 2299-nucleotide messenger RNA. The record is from RefSeq and is a predicted model, not a curated record. Lineage: Eukaryota; Fungi; Glomeromycota; Glomeromycetes; Glomerales; Glomeraceae.
UAACUUAAUAUUUUAUCAUGAUUAGGUCGUGAUUUUUAGUACAAUUUUGCUGAUCAUUCUUAGCCGGAAUGAUCGAUACAUUAUAUGCUAAUGUAAAGCGGAUCAAUCAAGGAAUCGAGGAUCUACGAACCGGUUUUUUUCAGGUUCAAAACUUCCCGCGCCACGCCAAAGACAUUAUUUUUACAAAAAUGGAUUCAUUUUCUGAAAAGGAUCUGAUACAAAACGCUGAGCGUCAACGUAAAGCAAGCUCUCUAGAUUCACAUAACAUUAGUUACGAACAGUUUUCAAACUCUUCUUCACCUAAUUCUCCAAAAAAGUCGCGACCAAUCUCCAUGUUUGUUCACCCACAGGAAAAAUUAAAUCAGACUUCCGAAGUAACAAAUAAUAAUAAUUUUAAUAUAAUGCCUACACCAGAAAAUACCAUACCUCCCUCACUUCCCUCAAUACCUUAUCCUUUAGCUCAAGAGGUUGAUGUAGCAUCAGUUAAUUCCUUUAAAACUGUGGAAACAAGUCAUACCGGAGAUCAAGAAAGUUUAUGUUCUGAUGUUUUAGAGAGGGCAAAUAAUCCACAAGGAAUCAUAAAGAUGCUUUGUGAGCUUGAUGGUGGUCUGAGUAUAGCACUGGAAAGAGUUAAACAAGAUGUGAUAUCAGCAAAAGAAGUAGCUACUUUUUUGAAAAAAAGAGCUUCACUCGAAGAAGAAUAUGGAAGAAUGAUGAUAAAAAUGUCAAGAAGUUUACAAGAAAGCCAUAAUACUAAUGAUACCAAACAAGGAUCAUAUGGUGAAAGUUGGAUGAAUAUGUUAAAAUUGCAUGAAUCUAUAGGGGAAAAUAGAGUUAAAUUUGCAGCUGCCAUUCAAGAAAUAUCUGAAGAUGUGUCUGUUCUUUACAAAGAAACAGACAAAUCAAGAAAGAAUCUUAAAGAUUCCGGUCAUAAACAUGAAAAAGCAAUUCAAGAAUCAGAAACAGCCUUAGAGAAGGCAAGAGGAAAGUAUGAAUCACACAGCGAGGAUUGGGAACGUACUCUUUUACAAAAGAAUGGAGAUAUCCCUACUACUUCAAAACCAAGAACUUUAACAAAAGUAUUCUCUAAGCAAUCAAAGUCACCAACACAGUUAGUUAAAAUGGAAGAGGAUGCUAGAAAUAAAGCAGAAGCUGCUAACGCCACUUAUAAACAACAUCUAAAUUCUACAAAUGCAACACGACACGAUUAUUAUGAAGUACAUUUGCCCCGCAUGAUUACGUCCCUUAAAGAUACCGCCGAUGAAUGUGAUAUAGGUCUCCAAUAUCAUCUAGCGCGAUACUCUUACCUAUUUGAAAAUACCAUGAUGAGUGAUGCAUUAGUUAUAACUCCAGUUAAUGAAGCUGAUGGUCCUGCUUUACGUAAAAUCGUGGAGCAAAUCAAUAAUGAUGCGGAUUUUCAUACGUAUGUCCAGAAUUAUGGUGCAAAAACAAGAAGAAAGAUAAUUAAUUUUGACAUUCCAUACGAUCAAUAUAACAUGUCUGAGCAAGCUGUUAAUAUCAUGAAUCCCAAAAAUAUUUUUGGUGUAGAUUUGGCCGAACAAAUGCAAAGAGACGGUCAAGAAAUUCCAUUAAUAUUGGUUAAAUGUUGUGAGGCGAUUGAGCAGUCUGGGGGGUUGAGAAGUCAAGGCCUUUAUCGCCUUUCGGGAGUAAAAUCACAUAUUGAAAGAUUACAAGCACUAUUUGAUAGAAAUGCGGAAGCGGUUGAUUUGAAUGCGGAAGAACAUCUUGCAGAUGUGAAUAAUGUCACUGGAGUUUUGAAAUUAUGGUUUCGUGAAUUACCUGACCCACUCUUUACUAGAGAAAUGUAUCAAGAUUUUGUUAAUGCUUCAAAAAUUGCUGAUGACAAGAAACGUGUUCUUGCGCUCCAUGAACGUGUCAAUAAUCUUCCGGAUGCGAAUUAUAGUACCCUAAAAUAUCUUAUGGGGCACUUAAACAAAGUGGUGGAAAACCAAGAAUAUAAUAAGAUGAAUGAACACAAUCUUAGUAUAGUAUUUGGACCUACAUUAAUGGGAACUCCACUUCCAGAUCAUUCACAAAAUGAUGCUGCAGGACUUAAUGAUAUGGGCUUGCAAUACAAAGUUGUAGAAACAAUUUUAAUGAGUUAUCGUUCUAUUUUUGUGAUGGAAUAAGUAAAUUGUUGAAGAAAUUAAUUUGAUAAUUUAUCCUGGUGGUAAAAUAUCAUGUAUUGAUUGAUAAAAAGAGAUAAAUAAUGAACAUUUUAUUUUAGUUAAAAUUAAAAAAAUUUCAUAAAUAUUUAUUAAUUCUAAUUAAUUAUUUA